GUGCCCCUUUCGCACUCUCUUAUACAGAAGUAACAUGGAGUAGAGUGUAUGUGGAGAAAAAGCAGCGGGAUGCUGAACAACACAACUUUACCAGUAUAAACACACAAACAUUCUCUGAAGUGCGUGGAGAAGGUGGAGUGGCUUAGAAUGGAUAUCGGCAGCUGUAGGCAGUAAUCACACUGUAAAUAAAGAGGGUAUCAGACAGUCACAUCACACCCUGAAAGUACCAUCUAGUACCCAGUGACUGUGAUCCAGGAGACCAGCAGUUUGCAGCCCGGGGUUGAAAUGCCUCACUGCUUUGCCUACGGCUGCACCAACCACAGCGGGAAGCUUCCGCCUGCUGUUUCCAUGCACUCUUUUCCAAAGGAUUUGCUUCUUGCCGAAACCUGGGUCUAUCACAGCCGCACCGACGUUGGAAAUGUGCGGGAGUUUGUGAAAGGCUUUCUCUUGAAAAAGCCGGGGCACUUUGUGCUGUGCUCGGAGCACUUUGAGGAUGAGAUGUUUGAAUCGAACGGUGAUUCCCCUCUGCCUCCACCCGAUUUGAAACCCAAGAGGAUGAGACGGAGGUUGAAAGUGAAUGCUGUGCCAACACUCUUUGCCACCGGUGCCCCCAAGCUGCGCAAGCAAGUGGGACAUCAUUUAAAAACACAUGAGAGGAAACAGCUUCUGGACAAUCUACUCCAGCAACAGAAAAGACCUCAGCCAGAAUCUGAUCAGUCCAGCAACAUGUCCCUGUCCCAGGAUUCUGAAGAACAUGCAUCUUCAAAACUCAUGGAGGAUCGUGAUGGCCUUGGUGAUCAUCCAAAGAAACCUCAGUUACAGAGGAGAAAGCUUCUUCCUCUGAAGUCCCAAAGUCUGAAAAGGAGUUCUGCCGUACCAAGAGCCCUGCAGAGAAAGACCCCAGCAGCUCUGAACCGGGUAGCUAUGUAUUUCUCAGAUGAGGAGUGGGAGAAGCUGGAAGAAUGGCAAAGAGAACUUUACAAGAAUAUGAUGAAAGAGAAUUACGAGGCCUUAGCCUCACUUGGUUAUCCCACUGUGAAUCCAAACAUUCUACAUAAAAUCAGACAGGAGGAGGUGAUGCGAUAUACAGCUCAUUGCUCAUCUGACCAGGAGCAGCCAGGCAGCCCUAUUGAAGAUUUUUCAAGCAUGGAAUCUGACUUCUUGUUACAAAUUAAGGAAAACGAGGAACAUUACAUAGAGGGAUGUCCACAAACAGAGGGAGAGGCAAAUAAUUAUCUUGACUCAUAUAAUGUUCCCAGCACCGAAGCUGAAAAUUUACACACACAUAAUGGCAGUUUAAGCUUUCAAGAUACAGUUUCUGGCAAGAAUAGUCUUUCCCAGCAGUUGAGUAAAAGUUUAAAUGCUGAUACGAACUCUUUGACAAAAUGGAAAUCUAACAUCACGGCAAGCAACAGUUUUGUCGGACCCACCGAAAGAAGUUUAAGUGCUAUCUCCAAAAACCACGAGAGAGAUUCUCCAUAUGGCUGGUUCUUUUGUGAUAAAGCAUUAUUACAGCAUGCAAGUAUUACCCCUAAGCAGGGGAAGCCCACGGAGCCGAGACCCUACAAAUGCUCCGAAUGCACCAAAAGUUUCACGGUUAAAUCGAACUUGAUCAAGCACAACCGCAUACACACCGGAGAGAGACCGUACAAGUGCACUCUUUGUUCAAAAAGCUUUAGUCGCAACUCUCACCUAAUCACUCACCAGCGAACACACACGGGGGAGAGACCUUACAAGUGCAGCGAGUGCAACAAGAGCUUUAUCCAAAACUCUGUGCUCAUCCAGCAUCAAAGGAUCCAUACAGGGGAGAGACCCUUUAAAUGUGAUCAGUGCAACAAGAGUUUCAGCCAGAAGUCAUGUCUAAUCCGUCAUCACAGAACUCACACCAGAUAGAAACUACAAUAUACAUUCAAUGUCCAAAAUAUGAUGGAGUUUACAGAACUUUAAGACUUUCCAUACAUAAAAAGCCAAUUCCAAAUGUGGUAAAUAAGCAAUAAAAAGACCUGCAGUUGCCUUUGAUGACCCGGAGCUGGUAGAGCAAAAAUUAUUAAAAAACAAACGGAUUCCGUGCAAGUGCUACAUAAAUUGUUGUAGGACGCCCUGAGCAUGCGAGUCCCUUUAUUUAGCAACCAUUUGAAACGUCAGCCAUCUCCACCUAAACUUACUCUUUCAGUUGUAUCUUUAAGCAAAUACUCUGGUACAGUGUCUCCUAAAAUACUAUAAAAUGUUCCACCAUUCUAAAAGCAAACUUUUCUAAAUCUCUAAUUGGAGCUGAAGGUAUUUUUUCUUGUUUUCCUAUUCAAUGCUUGUGAAUAAAAUUAAAGAAAAGUACUUCUUGUGUAAGAA
Spea bombifrons (plains spadefoot toad) is the source of this 2346-nucleotide messenger RNA. Its product is annotated as zinc finger protein interacting with ribonucleoprotein K-like. The record is from RefSeq and is a predicted model, not a curated record. Gene Ontology annotation, molecular function: DNA-binding transcription repressor activity, RNA polymerase II-specific. Lineage: Eukaryota; Metazoa; Chordata; Amphibia; Anura; Pelobatidae. The coding region runs from base 286 to 1893 and encodes 535 amino acids. Gene Ontology annotation, biological process: negative regulation of transcription by RNA polymerase II. The transcript is spliced from 8 exons.